Heteronotia binoei (common prickly gecko) is the source of this 5221-nucleotide messenger RNA. It is a transcript of the gene ACBD5, whose product is annotated as acyl-CoA binding domain containing 5. Gene Ontology annotation, molecular function: fatty-acyl-CoA binding. Gene Ontology annotation, cellular component: peroxisome. NCBI's taxonomy places the organism in Eukaryota, Metazoa, Chordata, Lepidosauria, Squamata, Gekkonidae. Gene Ontology annotation, biological process: fatty acid metabolic process; autophagy of peroxisome. The record is from RefSeq and is a predicted model, not a curated record. Bases 202 to 1677 code for a protein of 491 amino acids. The transcript has 13 exons.
UGAACUACAUUUCCCAGAAUGCUCUUUAAGAGGCGGGACUCCAGGGAUCGGUUUGCUGCUGUUGGAAGACAUUAACAGGGCAGCCUGAGCCCUGGGCAAAGGUUGUGGGGAGUCCGUCACCCCAAGGCUCCUCGGGGAGGGGGACCCGCCGCCGCCGCCGCUGGAGACGAUUCAAGGCUCGGGUGAGCGAGGCGAGGGGACAUGGCGGAGACGGAAGGCGGAGGCUCGGUGCACGCGACUCGCUUUGAAGCCGCCGUGAAGGUGAUCCAGAGCUUGCCCAAAAAUGGUUCAUUCCAGCCAACAAAUGAAAUGAUGCUCAAGUUCUAUAGCUUUUAUAAGCAAGCAACCCAAGGACCUUGUAAUAUUCCGAGACCUGGAUUUUGGGACCCUAUUGGUAGAUAUAAAUGGGAUGCAUGGAAUGCUUUAGGGGAUAUGCCCAAAGAAGACGCUAUGAUUGCCUACGUUGAAGAGAUGAAAAAGAUUCUUGAAACCAUGCCAAUGACAGAGAAGGUUGAAGAACUACUGCAUGUAUUGGGCCCGUUCUAUGAAAUUGUAGAGGACAAAAAGACCAAAGGAUCUGGCAUAAUAUCAGGCCCUGGAACUGCCAUAACAUCUGUGCCAGCUGUGAAUGGCAAAUCUGAGAGCAGUGAUAGUGGAGCAGAGUCGGAGGAGGAAGAAGUCCAGGAAGAAACAGAAGAAUUAAAGGAGACUGUAGAAGAAAGUAAAACUAUAGAAGCAGAAUCAUCCGUAGCCAAGGAAUUGGACAGUGUUGCUACCAAUGUUGGUUAUGAUGACAAUGUCCCUAAUUCUGACUUGAUCAAUGGUAUACAGACUAAAUCUGCCCUGAAUGGUAUAAAUGAAGAUGAAGAAAUUAAGAAGAAAGACAAAUGCCUUGAACUACCUAUCAGAUCUCAUUUUGGUUCUAAUCACCAAGGUCUUACUGAAGAUACCACUGAAGAAAUCUCUGGAAUUCAACAUUUGACAAGUGAUUCAGACAGUGAAGUCUACUGUGAUUCUAUGGAACAAUUUGGGCAAGAAGAGCUCUUGGAUAUCUGUGCAUCAAACAAUGACUCUUCAGAGCAUCAUUUCCAUUUCUCAGAAGUUGGUUGUGGUAGUCUCCUAGGAAGUGCUGGUGUUCUUGAACUUGGAAACUACAAUUCAGAAGGUAUAAAAGAGGCUACAGUUGAAGGAAAAGGUGAAGUCAAGUGUGGAGGUGAAGAUGGCAAAGCAAGUGAUGGAGGGCCUCACAAAGAGAAGAAGGGUGGCGAAAAGGUUGAUUUCUAUGGAAUCAGAAGAGGGAGAGGGCACAGAAUGCACCCUAUGGGUGAUGGCACCCAGCGUGGACAGAUGGGCAGUGGAGGAGAUGGAGAACGAUGGGGUUCAGAUAGAGGGCCAAGGAGCAGCCUCAAUGAACAAAUUGCAAUAGUGCUAAUACGAUUACAAGAAGACAUGCAAAACGUCUUUCAGAGACUAAAUACACUGGAGACACUGACAGCUUCACAGGCAAGAACAGCAACUCUGCAUUCAAACAAUCAGUCAGCUUCAUCUGUUAAGAGACCAUCAUGGUGGCCCUUUGAGAUUUCUCCUGGUACUUUAGCCUUUGCUAUUUUAUGGCCCUUUAUUGCCCAGUGGCUGGUCCACAUAUAUCUUCAAAGAAGGAGAAGAAAAGAGAUCUGAUGGUUCAGUUCCUGGUUUUGAUUAAGGACUGCUAAAAUGGGAAGACUCUGGAAGGAGAAAUAAUUCAUGAAAACAGUGACAAGAACUGCAGGCUGUAGAAUGGCUCAGUCUUCCUUCUGUUGCGCCCCUCCCCCCACUUUUGCACUACAUGAGAUAAUAUACCUAAAUGAUCCAUUGAGCUUAGGUAACAAAUAAAUACUGUUACCCCAUCCUGCAAUUACAUGACCCAUAAGUUGUUUUGGAAUGUAUUCUUUCUAGACAAACAAUCUGAAAGAUUUUAUUGCAGCCCUUAAAGAUAAUUUUUGGGUUUAGAAACACAAUUGGGCACAAAAAAUCCAAUCUGUAAGAUCAUUGCUUUAACAUGACUUAUGAUUUUAUUCAUGACUUUGUACAUAGGAAAUGUGCAAGCAAAAGAAACUGUCUGGAUUAGUCAGAAUAGUUGGAUUGUGUGGCCACACUUAAAAGUUUUAAGAGGUUUGACUUACCAUUGCUGCUAUGUAAUAAGAGAGGUUUUGUUUUUAAGUAAAGAAACUGGAAUUAAAUGUUUAAGCCAAUGAAUUGUACUUCCACAGGUACCAUCAUCACUGUAUCUGUUUAAAAACUUAGUAGCCAAGCACCUUGUAUGUUACGACAGCAGACUGGAGUUGAAUAUGGCAUGAUAGAUGGAUACUAGCCACCUAGAGAGGGCACAAUGAAUUUUUUAAAAGAGCCUACUAUGCCAAAGUAAUACUGAAAUCAGCAGGUAUUCAAAGCACAGCUCCACUGAUUUCAGUAAGACCUUGGUACAUUGAGAUUGCAUCAAGGGACAGCAAUGUACUUUAGCGGAACUAUUUUAUGAAUAUUUAAUUUUUACUUAUCCAUACAGAAAGUGCUCAUAAUAAAUGCAUGUUGCUGCCUCCAUAGAUGGGUGGAAACCAACUUCCAGAAAUGGAUUGGUUCUACUGCUCGACCAAAAUGCCUCUGGGUUCCUGUAUCUAAAACUGUACGAGCAACUUGUAUUAUGCAUACCAAAACUUUAUUCUGUUGCAUUUCCACCCCCCCUGCCUUUUGCACUAUCUAAAAUAAUAUACCUAAAUGAUCCAUUGAGCUUAGAUAACAAAUAAAUGCCAUUACCCCAUCCUGCAAUAACAUGACCCUUAAGUUAAUUGUUUUGGAAUGUAUCCUUUCUAGACAAACAGGAUGUUGUGAAGCUGAGUGGUGACAGGCACGAUGGGUUGGGUUACAUUAGACUGCAGAUGGUGGCUCAGACAGUUAAAUGCUCAGACACAAGAGCAUCCUUUUUUUUGACAAGUAAAACCCCCUUUCACCUUGGAAAAGAAUCAACAUUAGAACCCUAUACUCUGACAUGUAUGUGUGGGUUUUUUAAAAAAGAAUAUUAAGUCUUGUAAACUCCCAGCUGCCCUCUGGAAGAGUAUAGCCCAGGCACAGUUUAAUGCCUCAAUGUCAAUUCUUGAAAGGGAAAACUAGUGUAAAAUAAGUGGCUUCUACCUGCUGCUUUAACAGAUGACGAGCAUUGUUGAACUUGGCCCAUUGAAUAUAUUAAGUGAGGCCGUUCUUUAAUUCAGUUCUGCACUGUAUAAACUGUGAGCUUUUCCAUGCCAUGACCCUCUAAAUUCUGUUUCUUCUUAUUACUCUUGAAGCUAAUUUUAGCACAGUCACUUGAUUACAUUAUCACUCACUGCUUUUAUUGACCAGAUAUAUAUUUGAAUGUAACAGCCUGUAUAGUUACAGCAUCUCUAGAAACAGCUUUUCCUAGGAAAAGGGGAAGACAUUACAAUUUAUAUGCAAAAAAAAAUCAACCUAGAGACAGCGAUUGCUUUUCAGUGGCUAUAAGAAGUAGAAUACUUAUGCCAGAGCCAGCUGUAUUGCUGAAGCUACUUAUGCCGAAAUGAGCCUGCCAGUCAACUGAACUACUGUGGAGUAAGUAAUUUCUGGAUUGUGACAUGUUUUGCACUGUAUAAUCCUUUUGUCCAGCAUUGCAAGAAGUUUAUGGGAAAGGUGUUCUCCUCUGAUGUAAUAUCUCAAAGCAGGGAUGGUAGUCUUCCUUUCUGUUAUAAGCUGUACAAAUAAUGUAAUUACCAGAGACAAAGUUUCUGCCUUGUUUAAUAGAACAUGAUUUAAUCUUCAGUUUAAAAUUCAUUCAUCUUAAUCUGUUGUAAAUAACAUUUUAACAAAUAAAGAAUGACAAGUGUAUAUACCUGAGGAUAUGUUGUAACUUAGAUGAGGCAUAUGAUAUCAGGAAGCUAUGAGGGAUAUCACAAAACCCUGACAGUAAGAAUAAUUAGGACAGGAAUAUUCUGCGGGCAUCUGUUCUCAAAGAAGGUAUUUAGUUCUAAAUUAUUGGAACCUCACUUCAUUUUCUCCAUUGUUCAUCUCAAGCAAAGCUAACUGUGAAAUGGGAUAAGAGAAGGAGCUGUGGGAGAAACAGGGUUUCCAGCCUUCACCAAAGGUUGCAGCAGUGCACUGAUCAGGAGGCGUUCCAUUCAUGGAAUUCUGUGAAGUCAGCAUUUGGAGCAAGAAAGCAAACAGCAAGAGCAAAGCGGGUGGACUCUUCAGGCCCACUGAUUACAUGCCUCCCCAAUUUUCACUGAUCAAUUUAUAGAAUGGUUUUGGGCACAAUGUUUCAAAAUGCCCUGCCCAUGUAUCACUGCAGCCAUGCAGGAUUCUGUAAUUAAUUGUUUUUGCUUGGUGGGAUCAAUGAAUAAUUCCUUCCACCUUUUUUACUAGUUUAUCAUUUGGUAGAACUAGAUAGGUCAGACAGCCCCCUUAUAGUGCAUGUACAAGUGACUCUGAAAUAGUUUUACUUUCAUCAUAACAGUGCUCUGAUAGAUUUUGAUUAUAUGGAGAUGAGAGAGCACAGUAUGCUUCCGGACAGGGCAUCCAUGGCUCUUUAAGACACGAUGUCACUCAACCAGGACCAAAAGCCUCAAAGGUUUACAGGGUUCCAUGUUUAUAUGCUAUUAGAACCAUUCAAAUACAGAAAGCUAAGAAAAGCCUGCAAAUGCAUCACAAACCUGUCCUACUAUGCAGGCUACUUGGGCCUCAAAAGGGUUGAUGUUAAGCAGUUUCAGGUGCUAGAUAACCUUGUAAGCACAGCUAGUCCACACAGGUUAAAACUACCACAGCCUUUUCCCUAUUUUAUAUUUAUGAUGAUUACUGAGCACCUUCUAACUAGAAACCCAAAAUAGUAUUAAAGGGUUAAAAUAGGAUAGCAAGGACUGAAAUAAAACCAUUGGUUUAUAUGUAUACAUAGGUUAAUUAAAAGAUACCUGCAAAUUGUGUAUAUCUGCUAAAUACAGAACUCUUUAUUUUAAAUGCCUAAUGUACAAUAUGUUGGUUUUAAUUCAAGGUUUAUUGAAACAAAAUCAGAUGUUCUGUAUUUCACUGAAUUGUAUAAAUACAUUACAUGUACUUUAAUAUACACUUUUUGAUUCUCAUGUUCUAAGCAGGCUGUUUUAAACAUUUAACUCUUUUAAAUUGAUCCAAAUGGAGCCUCCAGUUUUCUGUGUUUAAAAUUAUAAAACAAUGUUUCAUUUACAAGCCA